AUGGCGCGAUUUAAAGAUAUGUUGCAAAAGAUGAUGAGAAGGUUUGAUCCUAGUGAUGAGCACGCCAAGGAAUUGAGAGAUGAUUUGGAUAAUAUUGGGAAAAAGGUUGAUGGACAUGCUGUCUCGAUUAAGCAUCUUGAGUUAAAAAUGAAUAAGGAAGAUUCAGGAGCUUUUACUAUUCCAUGUACCAUCGAUUUAUCACACUUUGCCAAAGCACUAUGUGAUCUCAAUGCAAGGAUAAAUCUCGUGCCUCUUUCCAUUUAUAAAAAAUUGGGUUUGGGUGACACAAUGACCACUGCAAUGCAAUUAUUUGUGGUCGAUCAAACAGUGACGAGGCCCAUUGGGAUACUUCAUGAUGUGCUCGUGAAGGUGGAGUCAUUUAUAUUUCCAGCCGAUUUUGUGAUUCUUGAGUGUGAGGUGGAUUUUGAGUAG
Messenger RNA from Solanum pennellii, 432 nucleotides. RefSeq lists its product as uncharacterized. NCBI's taxonomy places the organism in Eukaryota, Viridiplantae, Streptophyta, Magnoliopsida, Solanales, Solanaceae. The transcript is spliced from 2 exons. The coding region runs from base 1 to 432 and encodes 143 amino acids. The record is from RefSeq and is a predicted model, not a curated record.